Messenger RNA from Aphis gossypii (cotton aphid), 3473 nucleotides. It is a transcript of the gene Miga, whose product is annotated as mitoguardin. Gene Ontology annotation, biological process: mitochondrial fusion. The record is from RefSeq and is a predicted model, not a curated record. Lineage: Eukaryota; Metazoa; Arthropoda; Insecta; Hemiptera; Aphididae. Bases 229 to 1758 code for a protein of 509 amino acids. The transcript has 10 exons.
CGCGAUCGCGAUGAUAGAUUUAGUAGAAUGAGACUAGAGAGCCGCUUAUCGUUUCGGCGCAACGGCACCAUCUCAUACUACGGUCGGCGGUAGGAUUACGAUAUAGAAUUAAAAUUAUUAUUUUGCGUUUUCUACAUUAUAGUCGAUAUUUUAUUUAUUAGUAUGUUUCUUGUUUCCACAAAUUAUGUGCAAAACGGCGUGCGCCAAUAACUUAUCAGUCUCUAAACUAUGUGUGGCAAAAAGUCUGCCCUGGUCUUGUAUCCAUUGACCAAACUUACAGGAAUUUUGCGAAAACAUAUCUCGGAACAUGGUUUCCGUGUAUCCAUAUCUAUGGGAUUUGUUAUUAGUACUACAUUAAUUGUGGUAUUAGGAAAUUAUUGGAAAAGAAGAAAGUAUUCUCGAGAAUCAGCACCUGUUAUCAAACAUUAUUCCUAUGACAAAAGAAAAGCUAAUAUUGAUGUACCUUCAGUAUCUAGUUUUAGAAUUUUUAGAACUAGCCAUAGAUCACUAAGUCCUAGCAUCAAAUCUACCAAUCGGCAAGCAUCUGUGAUAUCUUCAACUCAAGAUUCUCCAAGCCAUUGUAAAUCUUCAGAAGUUAAAUAUACUGCACCUCAACAACUUGGUGUAAUGGGAAUGGAAUCAUUAGCUUGUAGUAUAUCAUUUUGGGAAGAUGCAUUGGCAGCAUUUUCUGGCAAUAAUUCAACAAUGGUAUCUAAUAAACUUAUGUCUACUGAAGAUUCUCAAUUUUGUAAGGAACUUCAACUGUUAGUGGACUCUGCUUACUCAUUACAAGAUCAAUGUCAAUUACUUUUCUUAGAUCAAAGGUCAGUAUUAUUUCGUGUUCAACAAAAUGGAAAUGGUGAAACAUUGAAGUUUGAUGAUCGUCGUUCGUCAGUAGAUAGUUUUGUAUCAGCACGCACAGAUGUAGCAAAUUUAAGAGAAUUUGAAGAAUUAAAUUUUGACAACUAUUAUCUAUAUCAAAAUGCUUUAAGAUACUCUGAAAUUGAAGGUAUUGCAUGCAGGAGUUAUCGAACAACAUUAGUGAAUUGUGCUUCAGACCGAGAAUAUGUGUGUAAGUUGCAUUGUAUUCGUCAAGCUUUUGAACAUUUAUUCAAGAAUGAAAAAAACUCAAUGUGGUUUUCUGAUUGUGGGAGACGUAUAUUAACUGAUAUAUUUUUAUUUGCCGAGAAAGAUCCUAAAGAUUUUCUUUUAGCGUAUGAAGAGAUGUUGGGUUGGGCAAAAACUGAUGCUCACUGGACAGAGGCUGAAAAUGAACUGUCAACUAGGGGUGUGAAAAAAAUGACUUUUUAUGAUAUUGUUAUGGAUUAUAUUUUAAUGGAUGCAUUUGAAGAUCUUGAAGCGCCUCCUACAUCAGUGAUUGCUGUAAUACAAAAUCGUUGGUUAUCAAAAGGAUUUAAAGAAACUGCUUUAUCAACUGCAGUAUGGUCAGUGCUUCGUGCUAAACGUAGUAAAUUGAAAUACCCAAAUGGUUUUAUGCAUCAUUUUUACAACAUAUCUGAGCAAAUGUCACCUUUACUUGCAUGGGGCUUCUUAGGUCCUGAUGAAGAACUGAGCAGAAUAUGUUUGUUUUUCAAGGAUCAAGUCAUUGAAUUGAUGCGUGAUAUAUUUAGCUUUGAUAAAUGCCGUUAUACUACCAAAGAAGAACUAUCAGCUGAUAUGUUUGAGCAAUUUAAAGUGCGAGCAGAGAACAUAAAUAAAAUGAUUGAAAUGAAAUGCAGUUUAGAUGUCAAGUCUUAAGUAUUGAUCUCUUGAUUUAAAUUGAGAUGUAUACAUUUGCUAAGUUACCAGCUUUUAUUUUGUGCAUUUGUUCUCUAUUGACACUUGUAAGUUAUUUGUUGUUGUUGUUGUUGUUUUUUUUUUAUUAUUUUGAAUUCAAUAUUUUAUUUAUUUUGUUUUAAAAAUGUACAAACAUUUUUGUUUUUAUUGUAAAUAUGACUUGCCUUUAUAAAUUUAUUGUAUUCAAUAGAAUUAAUAAUUGUGAUUAAUUAUUUUGGUUUAAUGGUUUGGUUUUAAUUUUUAUGUUUUAAGUUUUUGUAAAUUAAUUUGAUAAUAAAAUAACUCUUGCUUAAACAAUGUAUUUUAUUAGAAUAUGAUUUUUUUACAUAACAAAAUUGUGUUCGUUAUUUUGUACAAUAAUUUGUUAAGUUAUUAACAAAAUCAUUUUAGUGUUAAUCUUUAUUUUACAUAAUAUAUUAAAUUUAAUAGAGUAGAAAUUAUUAUAAUAGCUUGGUUAAGGCCAAAUAUAAUGGUUAUAAUUAUUAGUUAUAAUAUUAGACUUACAUUUUGAAAAUUUAUAAAAAUUUAAAAUUGAUUUUUAUUUGAGAAUUAAUUUAUGUAAAACAUAAAACACUUAAAAAUGAUAAAUAUGAAUUAUCAGUGUGAAUGAAGUUAUUAAAAGUCUUAUACUUGUGAUUUAGAUAAUAAGAUUUACUUUUACUUUAUAUUACAGCAAUACAUUUAUUAUUUAAUCUAUAUAGGUAAUUGUUAUAUAGUAUCCUAUUUGUGUUUAAAUUAUCUUGAUAAAAAUUAGAUCCAUUUUGAUUUUGAUUUUAUGUAAUUAUUAAUAUUAAUCCAUAAUAUAUAAUUGUUAUCUCAUAGAACCAACUUAUUUAUAAUUAAUUAAAAUAUUUAACUAUUUUUUAUGGGUUUGUGUUGGAUGACAAAAAUAUUCAACUGAAUAAUUUAAAACACAUUAGUUAAGUUGUUAAAUUUAAUUUACGACUUGAGUAUUUUUGAGUAGGUACUACUAAUUUUUAAUUAUAAGAAAUCUUUAUAGUAUGAUACAUAUUAUGAGGAUUGGUUUUUAGUUUAAUAUAAUACAAUAUUGUUAUUAGUAGUAGUAGUUGUUGUUGUUUUUUUUUUUUUUUUUUGAUUAUUGUAUUUUUAUGUAUGAACAAUUUUUUUGAUACUGUUGAAAAUAUAAAAUAAUACAGUGUUAUAAAUAGCUAGUAAUUGCCUUAUCGAUUCAUAUUGUAAGAGAAUAUAAGAAUGUAAUUUUUUAUGAUUUUACUCCUAUUAUCAUUAAAUAAGUUACAAUAUUAAUAUGUUCAAAUUUAAGUAUUUAUAAUUAUGUAUCAAAACAAUUAUUUAAAUUGAAAACGUACAAUUUUUAUUUUAAAGAACAUAAAUAAAUAUGCUCUAUAGUCUAUUACUACAUUUUAAUGUUAUUGUUACUUUAAUGAUACAAUAUAAUAUUUUCAUCCCUUUUUUGGCAUGAUUUUAUUUAUUUUUUAACCAUAUAUAUGUAUAGAGGUAUUAUAUUUAAUUGUAUAUAUAAUGCUAUAUUAUAAAUUACAAUUCUACUGUUAACUCCUGUUAAUCCUCAGAUUAGGAUGAUGUAACUAACGUCCACCAGAGAUAACCAAAUUUCACUGUUUAACUUGAAAAAAAAAACAAAUAUUUAAAUGAAAAUACUAUAAUGUAAUAUUAUUAAUAAAAACAUUUUUAUGUUA